GGAUGAAUUUUUGAGGAUCGAUGGAUUGUAAUUUUCUUCAAUUGUCCCAUCAUUUGUUAAGGUGCAAUUAUUAGGUACUAAUAAAAAAAACAAUAGCCAUAUUAAUAGAUAACUACACAAAUAUUUUUUCUUUAUUUUUUUUUCGACACCAAUUGGUCAUCAUUUCUUAAAUAAAAACACAAAAAAAAUUUAUUUUUAUUAACUGCCAUUUUAUUAUUUUUUAUCUCUUCUUUUCAUCAAUUUUUAAUUAGAAAAAUUAGGAAAAAACAACACAAUUAAAAAUUAACAACAAAAAUAAUUAAAAAAUGCCAGUAUUCCAUACAAAAGUUAUUGAGUCAAUUUUAGAGCCGGUAGCUCAACAGCUACAUCUAGCGCUUUCAUUGGCCCAUCAGCAUUGCCGUCCCUCAUCUUCUUCCUCUUCCUUUCACCAUCAAAAUGGAGUAAUUGGAGGAGGAGAAGAUGUAGCAUCUACCUCGUCUGGCACAAAACGUUGUUUUGGUGCUCCAUAUUGGAGGGAUGGUGGGGAACAAAGCCCCUUAUCUCAGAGUUCUUCAAGGUAUUCAAUACCUCUAACAAUGUCUCCGUCUUCUGAUUGUGCUGUUUGUAAAAUGCUUUUGCCUAAAGGCGGACCUGUACGUUUUUUUGCUUUGCUUUUUUUGUGUGUGUUUUUUUGUUUCCCUCUUAUUUUAUAUUAG
Messenger RNA from Meloidogyne enterolobii, 695 nucleotides. The record is from the annotation of a GenBank genome assembly. NCBI's taxonomy places the organism in Eukaryota, Metazoa, Nematoda, Chromadorea, Rhabditida, Meloidogynidae.